Molecule: messenger RNA, 747 nt
Organism: Sardina pilchardus (European sardine)
Lineage: Eukaryota; Metazoa; Chordata; Actinopteri; Clupeiformes; Clupeidae
Product: bromodomain and WD repeat-containing protein 1-like
Exons: 7
Coding region: 172-747 (191 amino acids)
Biological process (GO): regulation of cell shape; regulation of transcription by RNA polymerase II; cytoskeleton organization
Cellular component (GO): nucleus
Source: RefSeq, a predicted model, not a curated record
AGUAACUCAUAAAGCUGAGGCCUCAUCCUUCCAAUGGCGGCUACUAGCUGGCUGAAUAGAAAGCGGGAGCAACUGUGGAGGGGGUCCGAGCAGUGGAACCGAAAUUAAAUAAAUAUAUCACACUAUUUUCUAGACCUAAAGUUACUACCAAAAUUGUAUAUCCCGAGAGCUAUGGCCGAUUCAGUGGCCAAAAAUGGGAAUAUUUCGCUCCUUGAAUCGGAGCUUUAUUAUCUUAUCUCACGGUUUCUGACAACGGGUCCUUGUCGGAGAGCGGCUGAGGUUCUUGUGAGUGAACUAGAGGAAUAUCAGCUCCUUCCCCGUAGGCUGGACUGGGAAGGAAAUGAUCAUCCAAGAUCUUACGAAGACGUGGUUGCAACUAAUAGGCACAUAGCCCCGGACCACUUGUUGCAAAUAUGCAAGCGCAUUGGGCCCAUUCUUGAUAAAGAAGUGCCAUCCAGUGUGGUGGGAGUCAGCUCGCUGCUGGGGACUGGGGGACAUUCGUUACUCCGCACAUCAAAAGAUUGCGGCGUCGUGAAGUGGAAAGGCUCGGCCUUCGCUGCGCUCCACAGAGGCAGACCACCAGAGAGGCCUUCGAGUUACAGAGGAGCUCCAAAUUUAGUGCGGGGCCCUAGAUUUCCGCGGCACCCGGAUGUGGUGCUUCGGGGGCUUCCAAUGUUGCUGGGUCCUCCUAUUGCCGUGGAGACGUGUGAUGUGGAGCCUAAGCGAAUGAGAUGGGGCCUGCACUGA